Messenger RNA from Columba livia (rock pigeon), 6370 nucleotides. RefSeq names its product SKI/DACH domain-containing protein 1-like. Bases 654 to 2861 code for a protein of 735 amino acids. The transcript has 2 exons. The record is from RefSeq and is a predicted model, not a curated record. Lineage: Eukaryota; Metazoa; Chordata; Aves; Columbiformes; Columbidae.
CCUACGUGAAAAAGAAAUGAAGAAAGCUCAAACGCGGAAACAAAGCGGAGGAACCCGCUCUACCACUACCUCGAAAAUACGGCAGAAUUCGUAAUAUUUAUUAUUAUUUUUUUUUUAAGAAAAAAGAAACCCCUAACCCCCAGGCUGCCUCUAUUGUGUGCGGUGGAGCCGCGGGCGCGCCCGGGGCCGCGCUGCGCGGUGGGUGCGCGGUCUCUGCGCGGCCCGCCCAGGGGUUUCUGAGGGUUUUCGUGCGGGGGGUGUGCGUGUGAAAUGUUGGGGUUUGAUGACAUCACGGGGCCGGAGUUGCCCAAUCAGCUGGCGGGUGGCGGGGAGGGCUCGCUGGGGUGUUCCCGGGAAUAAACCGGCCGCGGCGGCAGGGCCGCGAGUGCGGAGCCCGGGGAAGGGGGAAGACGAGGAGUCGAGCGCCGGUACAGGCGGAGGAACUGGGUGUUUGGAAGAUGUUGCAAACCAUUGACUGGAGCGUUUGAAAGGGAGAUCGACUGCUUUGCCUUUUUUUUUUGCCUUUUUCUUCCCCUCCCCCCUUCUCCACCUCUCCGGAGGGGUAGGGAUGUGUGUGAUCAGGGAGUGGAAACAAAUAUGUCCUUAUUUUCAAUGCCCCCUUUGAAAGAGAAGAAGUAAAUGCUCCUUGCAAAAUGUUCCUGACCUGCGAAGGGACCUUCGGAAUUGUUCCAGCCACCAUGGAUUACAAUGGGGAAGCCAGGCCGGGGGAUUUUCAUGCUGGCUAUCAAGAAAUCGAAGGGAUAAACUUGGGAUACUUACAGAUCAAUGGCACCCAGAUGUUUGCUUUGGCCCAGGUCCUCAGCGACCUGUUUAAGGAUAUCCCCAGGACCACCAUCAGCAAGAAGAUGGAAACCUUAAAGAUAAAGAGCCGACGCUGCGAUCUCAAAGAGCUCCGGACCCUCAAAGCCAUCAACUCGGUGCCCACCCGCGCAGUGAAGUGUUCCCUCAUCUCCAAGGCGGACCUGGAGGCUCUUUGCACCUCCUGCAAGAGCCUCAGCCCCCGGAGGAGGAAGAGGAAAAGGAAAAGCAAGAGGAGGGAGCAGCUGCUGCUGCCGGACCCGGGGGAGCUCUUCCCCUGUCCCCGGCCCCAGCUGCUGCCGCCCUGCAGAGCCGGCGGCUGCUGCUCCCCCCCGGCCCCCGCCCGCCCCAAACUGCCCCCCGCUUUCCCCAAGCCGCGCUCGGCACCGGCCGCGCUGCUCCCGCAGCCUUUCCACAGGGCCUUCCCCGCCUUCGAGAAGCCGCCUCGGGGCCGGAGGGGUUACGCUCUGGCGGGUCGGGGGGGGCUCUUUGCCGGUGUCCUGGCCGGGUACCCCCGCGACUUGACGCUGCUGCAUCCCGCGGCCGCGCAUCCCGCUGUGCAUCCCGCCGCGCUCGCCCAGCCGGGCCGGCGCAAGCGGGGGCCCUGCUGUGCCAAGGGGCUCUUCCCGGCGGAGAAGGGGUCCGCGGCCGCCAGGAAAAGCCGCUCCUCCGUCUUCCCCUGCUCCAAGAGGCAGGGAACCUCCGCCGGCUACUCCAGCGACUCGGACUCCAGCCUGGACUUCGGUGGGUCCAGCCCCGCCACGUCCAGCGACUCGUCGGAGGAGGAGGAGGAAGAGGAGGAGGAGGAGGAGGAGGAGGAAGGGGACAGCUCGUGCAGCAGCGAGGAAGGCAGCUCCUCGGAGUCGGAGAGCAGCUCGCUGUGCAGCGGGGACUCGGUGCAGAGCACCCGGUACAGACAGGCGGCUCUGCCCCGCUUCCAGCCGCAGCCCCCCCGGGAGCCCCUCAGUGAGGAGCGCCCCGCCGAGCCCCCCCCGAGCGUGGGCAAAGCCCUGCGCCCCGACCCCAACCUCCUCUUCCUCUCGCAGCAGCUCUGGGCCAGGACUUUGCGAGCAUCAACUUUGGAAAGUUUGAGCCCAGUUCUAGCCCUAGGCUCAGGGGCCCAGUCGCUGCCGGAGCUGUACGCAAAGCAGGAGGCCUCCCCUUCCUCCUCCUCCUCCUUCUCCUCCUCCUCCUCCCCCCCUCCCUCCCCGAGCAGCACCCCUGGGGGGGCUCCGCAACAAAAGGAGGGAGGCUUUGGGGACGCGGAGCCCUGCGCCAAAGGGAAGGAUUUGCACAAAGAUGCCUCGAACAAUAGAGCCUCGUUAGGCCCCAGUGACCAGGCAGAGAGGCAAAGCGGAGCUUUAACCGGGCGAGCGCCUUCCCCAGAGCCGGUCCCGGGCUCGGUCCCUCAGCCCCCGGCUCAGGAGCCGCCGGGGAACCUCGACCCGUCCCCAGCCGGGGAAACGGGGGAGCCCCGGCGGGAGCACUUUGACCGGCUGAUCCGGCAAUCCAAGCUGUGGUGUUACGCCAAAGGGUUCAACCUGGACGGGAAAAGUUUGCGGCACGGAGGGAGGACGGAGCCUUGUAAAGCCGCAGAGCUCAAAUCCUCCGGCUCCAAAAGAGCAGAGAGCCCCAGCACCUUGUCAAACAAAGCUUUGAAAGGCAAUGGCUCGGAAAGGAAUGCCAAGCGCAGACGCCUUGCCAGAGGCGCUGAGGCAGAAAGGCAACAGAGCUCCUCUAAAGGGAGGCCACAAAAGACUCCGAGGAGAAAUGCCAAAAAGGGAAACACUCACUGCAAACGCCUCGGCAGCGCUGGGCCCACCCCGCCUCGGAAUUCCUUCAGCCUCAUGGGCAACUUCCCCUGUAUUCCCUCCCUGGUCGUGGGGGAAGAUGGGGACCUGUGUCCUGCCUCCUCCUUGGGGGUUAAAAACUCCUGGGUCCUCUCCAAAACUCACCCGCUGUGGAGCUGGCACUUGGGGGGCAACGCCAUCCCGGUGCCCCCCAGCCUCAAAUUCCGGGGCUAUAGCUUGGAGGAUCUCUAAGGACAGCGCACGGCCCGGAGGAAAGGUUUACAUGCAACAGAUGAGAGCUGCAGGGGGGACGGGAAGGGGUCCCGGGCGGGGCGGCCGGGCCGGGGUGCCCCGGGGGCUGAGGGGGGGCCAGCGGACCCUCCGUCCCGCCGACCCCCGGGGCCGCUCUCGCUGGGAGUGUCCGGCAGGAGGUGGGUGCCCGGAGGAGCCUUGGGGGUCCCGGGGGGGUGGGGAAGCGUUUCGGGGGGGGGUGCGAGUGUAUGCACGGCUUCGGCUGGGGGGAGGACGGAGGCUUUCCCCGCUCUGGGAUCAUUUUUUGUCCAUGUGCCAGGGUCCGAUGUUGCUUUCGCGAUGAGUUUUAAGGGACGAAGCUAAAACACGCGAUCAAACCCGGGGUAGGGGGCGGACGGACGCCUUCCCACCCCCCUAAACCCACCCCUCCACUCUCUGCUGCCAAACGCGAUGGGUUAUUCCCAGGAAAGGGAUUUGGGAUGAACCGCAGCUCGGAGGGGAGGGAAGGGGCUCCCGGCCCCGCUCCCGCGGCCCCUUCUCCCCUCUCUCUCUAGAUACCAAAAAAAAACCCACAGAAAACGAGGAAAGAAUAGGUCCAAAUUCUCCCUUUUCCUCCAUAAAUGCGUUGGAUUAAACUAAUAAUAAUCACACGCAGAGAGAAAUAAUGAUAUCACGCAGCACAAACACUCCUUUUCGGUCCGAUUCAAUCCCGGCGAAAUUGGGAGCAGCUACUCCAAAUAACUAUAUUAAUAGCGAUGUAAUGUUUUCUGUCUGCUUAAGAGCCAGGAAGAAAACACCGACUUUAAAAAGAGCAGGAAAUUCUGUUUGUUAAAAGAAAACAGGAGGCUUUGAGGAGAAGUUAUUUGAAACCGCUGCAUGUAUAUUAAAAAGGAAAGAAAAAAAGAAAGAAGUGAGUUGUUUGCUGGAUAAUAACCCCAACUCUGAUAGCCUAAAGGUAGCAGGCCUGUAAAAGCUUUACGGGCACAAGAAAUGGGAUCCAGGAGCAUUAGCAAUAGGGUACAGAUGGACAAUUUGAUCCCUCCCGAGCUCCGGGGUGGAAUGCGGGGAAGAAUGCGGGGGGAAUGUCCCUCUGCUCUGCAGAGGAAAUCAUAUCCCAGUUUAACUUUUCUUGCAAACCAGUGGCUUUGUAACUGGCUCUUUUGACUAUUUCUGAUGUGAUUUCCACCCCACUUUGGCAUCAAAGCCCGACGGGCUCUCUGAAGUCCGCUCUGUUUUGGAAACGUUGGGUAAAUCAAAGCUGAUUUUUUGAUGGGGGGGAAUGUGGGGGAGGUUCUUUUUCAUUCCCUCUUUGCAGCAGCAAAUCCUCGCAGCCCACGGCCGGGGAUCCCGCUCUGGGAUUGCUCUUUUCUCCCCCAAAUCUCUUCACAGCGCCCUUUUCUUCCCGUGGAAAAGGAAACGAAAGGAGAAUAAUCGCAAAAUUCAAAAGAAAAUAUUCAGAUCUGGCCCGGCCCGUUUUGAUUUUUGUUUUGUUGCUUUAAUUCCAUCAGCGCGUAAAAAAAGCGACAUUUUUAAGCUCAAGCGUAUUUUGCAUCUAUUAAGCGAUGUUUUUCUUGGAGGUGGCGAAUUGUUGCUAAAAGCGAUGUUUGUUUUAUUUGGGUUUUUAGCGGGUUUUUUGGUUUAGUGCGUUUUCUUGUUUACUUCACCCGUCCCUCUCAUGCUGAGCAAAAGAGGGGGAUUUCUCCUGCCUCCCAAAUAUUCACGUUUUAUACCCGCGGUUACCAACAAAAUAUGAAAGACCAACAACCAAACUGUGUAGGAGCCACAAAAGCCGAUUUGGGGGAGUUUGCCCGUUUUCCGUGUUAAUUCCGGAGCACGAUCGCUCUCUCCCUUCCCUCCCCCGAUCCCCCCAAAUCCGUGUUGGGUUAAAAAUGUAUUUUCUAGGAAAAACCAAUAAAAUAUAAAGGAAAGGCCGGUGGGACGGAGCGGUGCGGGAGGGACACUCGGCCGCACAAAGCGGGGAGCGGGCAGGAAAUAAACCCAUGAGAUCCGCGCUGGGGAUGAACGCUAAAAUAUUAUAUAUAUAUAUAUAUAUAUAUAUAUAUAUAUAUAUUUAAAAGAAAGGAAAAAAGGCAGCAGACCGCAGCUCCGUCUGCCGCGGGCAGGACCAGCCAAAUAACUCAGGACUAUUUUCUAAGGGGUAGAAACACCUCGGGAAGGGCGUGCGGGGGGUGAGCGGCACCCACGCGUGUGCAGCUCCCCCGACAUUUCCCUCUGUGUAUAUCUGUGCGUUUGUAGCAGUGGGUGUGUGGAAACACACGGCUUUUCACCCACGCUGCGUGUGCGGACGUUCAGGCUCGACACGCCCGGACACAUUUCUCUGCUCGCACAUUCCGUGCGGGUUUCUGCGUAUAAUGCAAGGGGUUUGUGAAUACGAUGCAAAAUACCUCAUAACUUUCCGCACAAACGCAUCCCCAACGGCUCCCCCAGCAGCACAACCAUCCCGUUCGCAAGGAGCAAGAAUAAUCCUAAAACAAUAAUAAUCCCCCAUUUGUUUUUAAAGGCGUUGUAAGGAAAUUAAGCGAUUAAAAAUAAAGAAAGUAAUCUUCCUAGCAACCCUCCAGCAAGGGGCUGGAGAAGAGGGUGGCGAUGCAUCGAAAGUAAAAUAAAGAAGCGUUAAAAAUAAUAAAGAAAGAAAAGACAAACUGUUAUCUAAAAUAGCGCGUUUUGGACUUAAAAAAUGAGCAAGGCCAAGCGGCCGCUGGUUGGAAGAAGCGAAACCUCUGCGGGACACAAUGAGCCGGGGGAGGGAGCGGUUGGAGCGAGCAAACUAGUUCUGGUUUGGAGUAUAAGAUCGACUCGCAUCGCCAGGACCGGAUAAAGGGUAGAAAGGCACCUUUAUAACAUUGGUGACGUUGCUUUAUUUCCAAACGGGUGCAAAAGAAGCAAAAACUGAUUUUUUUCCCCCAUAAUCACGUUGGUGUAGGUAGGACAAAAUGGCAAGUAUAUUGUAAAAAUAAAAAAAUAAAGAAAACUUUUAUUAAAAGGUGCUGCUUUUAAAAAUGCAGCCUGCUUUAGACUCAGGAAAAAUCUCAGCUUGGAUGCGGUGUGGUGCUUUGUAAUCACGGUUUGUAAGGGUUUAUUUGGGGGCUGGGGGGUUCAGGGACCUUUGCUCUCUCUUUGCGUUGCUGGAUUAAAAAUCCCCAUCCAGUGGGUUGAAAAAUGUGAGUCACUUCAUGGGUGUUUCUGUGCUGGACCCCCAGCCCCAGGGAUGCUUCUCCCAGGGAUAGUUCAUUUUUGGGGGGUGCUGUGGAUGGGGAGGGGAGUUAUUUCCCUGCUGCCUCCCUCCCCCUCGGCCUCAUACAUCGAAAAAUAACCACCCAGGGGAAGAAAGAACCUUUUCCAGCCAUGUAUUGGGUUUUCCGUUUCGAUUUACUGUACCUUUAUUUAUUUGAAGUUGUUGUAAGUAUAUGACGAUGAAAGUGUUAAUUCCUGCGUGCAAUAUGGAAUCUAGGCUGAGAAAUAAAUACCUUUUCUUUUUCUUUUUUAAA